Aspergillus welwitschiae is the source of this 1033-nucleotide messenger RNA. RefSeq lists its product as uncharacterized. The transcript is spliced from 2 exons. The coding region runs from base 472 to 897 and encodes 141 amino acids. Lineage: Eukaryota; Fungi; Ascomycota; Eurotiomycetes; Eurotiales; Aspergillaceae. The record is from RefSeq and is a predicted model, not a curated record.
AGUCAUUGAUGCGAAUCCAAACGAUUGAAAUAUCUCAUUAACCGUCCAUAUAUCCCUGAAACAAGCCAAAAAAUCCUCAAAUAAAACCAACAAAAACUCAUCGGUAGAUAGUUAAACCCCUCCCCCUCACUGGCCGCAGUCCCCAUUCUCCAUGUGCCAAUUAACAUUACCGACUAACGGAUACGCUACCCACGUGCCCGCCGCCUCCGGAUCGGAUCCUCCGCGUCACUAUCACUAUCAUCAUCACCUAUCAACUCACUAUCGUCCCCAUACUAUCCACCAUCCAACACAACCUCUACUCAUCUCCUAUCCAUUAUCUACACUCAAUACCAUUCAUCCUUAACGAUAGAUUAACCCAUCCACACCAACCCACCAAUCACCCCAUCUAUCCUCAAGUCCACUCCAUCCACCAUCCAAACCUUCCCCGCACGAACCCACUACCACCCAACAACCAACCAGGAACAUAACAAGAUGGGCAACAUCUGCUCCAAAUCCAAAAACCAACCCGACGCCUUCUCCUCCCCCGGCCGUGUUCUCGGCUCCGCCCCGAACAACACAGCAAAAGAUUCCUCCGCCCCGCGCGCCCCGCUCCCAUCUAACGCCAAACCCGCCUCUAACUGGGGUUCUGGACCCUCCGGACGGACAUUAGGGUCGGGGAAUACUGCUGCUGCUGCUGCUGGGGAAGGGAAUGCGACUGCAGAUGCGAGGACGAAUGCCGCGUUGGCGGCGCAGAAACGAGCCGAGUCCGCAUCCGCAACUGGGAGCAAAGGAAAGCUGGGCACCAAGCUAGCAGCGCAGAAGGCGCAGACGCAGAAUCAGACGCUGAAUGAAGCUAGUCGGGAUGAGGUGGCUGCCAGGGAGGCGGAUGGGGCGGCGGAGGCGAGGAGGUGGCAGUAGAAUUUUGAUCUCUUCUACUACUAUGUAUCUGUACGUGGGUGGGGGCUUGUUGUUUUAGUUGCGUGGUGUUGAUUUAUUUAUGGUUGUAUGAGUGAGCGGUUUAGCGGGAUUUAUUCCUAUUUCUUGCAGUUUGUUA